Messenger RNA from Anopheles coustani, 7987 nucleotides. Its product is annotated as probable Rho GTPase-activating protein CG5521. Lineage: Eukaryota; Metazoa; Arthropoda; Insecta; Diptera; Culicidae. Gene Ontology annotation, biological process: positive regulation of GTPase activity; regulation of small GTPase mediated signal transduction. The coding region runs from base 245 to 7018 and encodes 2257 amino acids. The transcript is spliced from 7 exons. Gene Ontology annotation, molecular function: GTPase activator activity. Gene Ontology annotation, cellular component: cytoplasm; nucleus. The record is from RefSeq and is a predicted model, not a curated record.
GGCGGGGAUGAAUUAAGUGCAGCAUCGUACCUACGCAACGCAGUGCGUUGGCAAGAAUUCCAUGUCCAACAUGGAGGAUUUGUUUUUGUUUUCUCCACGGUCGCUCCGCUGCGAGUAGCCCCCUUUGCGACUGGAAGUGGAUGUGCUAACCACCACCAAGUGCGCCUUCGCCCCAUAGAUCCGUCGAAGCACUCCCGUUACCUUUGUUGUACGAGUUGGCAAACCCGAACCGAACGAUAGAACGAUGUUUACAAAAAAGGCCAAUAUCGAUUUGAAAAAGUCGACGCAGAAAAUUCAGGAUAGCAAGAAAGAUUCCGCUGCCCGCCUGCGACACCUGAAAACCAUACUAGAACACGUGGACAGCGAAGAGGCGAAAAAUCUGUUCGAGGCAAACUACAGCCACGUUUACUACAUCCUCUACGAUACCUUCGUCCAGGCUGAAGCGAACCUCAAGCAGCGCGAACUGUCCUUCCAUCUUGUCCACAAAACACACCGCGAAGAACUGGAUGGAUCCUUAUGGCUACUCAGCAAAAUACUAUGCCUGCUUCCCGAGCUGGUACAACGCCGCUGGCAAUGUCACUCGCUGGGCCGGAUCCUGGCUAAGCUGCUCCAUUAUGGCAACAGUGUGAAGCUGCGGCGCGAAGGCGUCAAGUACUUCCUGCUCUGGUACCAAGCGCUCGGUGACAAUGCGCCCCCGUUUGUGCACGGCAUGUUCACGGAGCUGGUGCCGGGAUUGUCGGUUCCGCAGCGCGGCAUCAAAAGCUCCUCCGUGGGACCGCUACCGUCCGAUAGUGACUUCAUCGCGACGGAUCUGCUGAACCACCCGAACCUAAAGGGUGAACUUGGCGGUUCGGUGUUCCACGACACUACCGCAACGCACCCGGUUAAAUCGCCUGAAAUUCAGCCCCUCAUUCCACCGAGCUCGAGCGAACGGACGGCGGCUCCGGAUCCGCGUGAUGGGCUGGAAAUUCUGCUCGACUGCAUGGUGCAGUCCUGUGGUUGCCUGAAGUGGCGCGACAGCAGCCCCCAGCGUCACAUUCGCACGUUUGCGUUCCUGCUGACAAAGUUCCGCGAACAGUACCUGCCCGUGUUCUGCCCGGCGUUCGACUAUACCACGUCCGUGUACGACCCGAAGCUCGAUCUGCCCGUUCUGCGGAGCGUCUCGAAACGGGAGGAAGUGAUGAGCUCCUGUGUGGUCGUGCUCGUCAUCUGGAUCGCGAAGUAUACCCACGAACGGCACGUGAACAGCAAGCUAGAGAUUCUCUCGAUUGAGGACGAACCGGGCGUGGGAACUGAUCGGUCGCUGGAUCAUGCAAGUCUGCUUUCGAACCUGCGCCACAUGGGCUACACGCAGACACAGCUCGUCCGGGACGUGCUCUACUCGAGCCGGGAGACGGUCAACUUUGUGCACGAGAUCUAUCGGCAGGCCUUCCUGAUGGCGUUCACCUCCAAGUCGCAGAUUGAGGCCAUGCGCAUAGCGAUCUCGGUGUAUCGCGACUGGAUGAGCAGCAUCCCGCCGCCUCCAUUUCUUCUCGAGCCGGAACUCGAACUACAGCAGGCGGUUGGGGGAGCUCCUGGAGCGCCUAAUGCGUCCCCCGUUGGCAUCACGAACGACUCGGGGGGAACCGGUAGUCGCCCGGGAAGCCAAAGAUUGCGAACCGAUUCUUACCUCGGUGCAAUGAUGCCUACAACGAAAGAGAACGCCGGUUCCAUACGGGCCGGACUGCAGAACGUGCUCCAAGUGUUCGUAACAAACGCGGUCAACGUGUUUAUGGUAAACACGGCCCAUCUGAACUUGCAUUUCCAGUCGAAAACAAACGCGGACGGCUUUGCGACCCCACUGGACGAGCAGACGGAUAUUUGCAAGCGCGUGCUCAACAUCUACCGCACGAUGGUGAUGAAGACGCGCAUGGAACCGAAGACCUGGGAGCAGCUGCUGCUUGUCCUCCUCCAGGUGACCUCAGUGAUCCUCCAAAACUCGCCACCGAACGCGAAACGGAAUAAUCUCGGCGGACGGCUCGCGCAGCCCAUCUUUCAAACGCUCAUCGUGACGUGGAUCCGGGCGCACACGAACGUCCCCGUCAACGGGGGGUUGUGGGACAAGUUCCUGAAGGUGCUCUCAUCACUGACGCACCGGGAGGAACUCAUUGUCGAGUGGGACAAAACGAUGCAAACGCUGACACGUGUCCUCGCUCGGCAGGUGUACAAUAUAAACCUUUCCGACCUGCCACUCGAUCGGCUGGCGGAAGCAAAAGGAAAGCGCAAGCGUGGCACACCUUCUAACUGGGCCUCCAGUGACGGAGGACGUAGUGUUGCAGUAGGAGGUGGUGGUGCUGGUGAAAAGCUACCCGGAACCGCCCAGCACGAUAUUACGUUUACGAACGGGAAUAACAUGACGACUGCUGGGGAUGGUUCGGGGCCUGCUUCGGGUGCUACCGGAACGGGUUCCAUCGGAAACGGGGCAACGGGAGGUGGUGCCAAUGGGUUUAACAAGCGGGGCAGCAAUUCCCUGGUCGACGAAGGACCCGGCGGUCGAUCAUCGGUCGGAAUGCGGCUUUCGGGCAACCGAAGCAUUCCAGGCACGCCCUCCCUCAACCGAAGCUACAGUGAGGGAAGUCUUGUGUCGGCUCCGUUCCGAAAGUCACGCGCCCGUCGCCGGCUGCGAAUCGCGCUGGCCGGAGGCCAUGCAGCAUCAGCACGCGAGCAACACGACUUGGCCUCGACCGCGGUCUCGGCAGCGGCUGAUCAAUCGUUCUCCCGCAUGCUCUCCAAUACGUCCAACACAUUCCUGAGCAUUAGCAGCGAAAAUCUCGAAAUGGCUUCCUUUUCCGAGUGUCACGACACGGAAGGUGGAGGUGCAGUGGGAGUAGGUAGUGGUGGUGGUAAUGGUGUUCGACGUGCAGUAUCACUCGAUUCCGUCCGUCCUCCGGGUGGAUCGGCGAAGAAACAUUCAGAUCACGAUGGCUACCAUCAUCAUAGAGGUGGAGCGGUUUGCGGUGGAGCUGGCGGGUCAAGAAGUCCUUCCCCGACGGCAUCGAGCGGCAUCGAAAGUGGCUCGAUUAAGGAUUCCCCGAUGCAGAUUGCCGACGCACUGACUGCGGACAGUUCCAGCAUCGACACGCAGGACGAUCCGCAGUCCUUCGGUGGAUCCUCUUCGUCGAUGGCUACGACCUCCGAUCGUCGCUCGAUUCUUGCGGGGGGAACGGCGCGUGGCUGGUUGCCGGAUGUUGCUGCCGUCAUGUGGCGACGUAUGCUCGGUGCGCUGGGGGAUGUGAACAAGAUUCUCAACCCGAAACUGCACGCCCAGGUGUACCAGUAUCUGGUCAGCAUGACGGAGAGCUUGAUAAAAAUACGUAUGAAUCAGGGCAUUUCUCUGGACGGUGGUGCUGGAACGCACAGUUCGUCCGCUGCUAACCUUGUUCCACCCAUCGCUCUGGUGGCCCCUUGGUGCUACGGAGCCCUCGCCCUAGACGCUCAGUAUGCGCAGGGAAAGCUGUACGCCAUGCAGCUUCUCUGUACGAUCGUGCAAAGUGGUGCCAGCUUGGGCAACCACCAACUCCCUCUGUUCUACCAUGCCCUCCAUCAGGCCCUCUCGGGAGAAGAUCGAGCAAUGGCGUACACGGCUCUCCGAUACCUCGGUGGGCCGAGGUUCCUGAGUUUACUCCUCCCGGGACAUACUCUGCUGCUGCUAGAUUUAGUGCAUGCUGCCACCGUGGUGCUUACUUCUUCAGAAACGGGUCCCAAUGCACCCCGUGCGCAAGUUGCCGGAUUACUCGGAUCGCUCCUUUGCUUCCCACGGACCUCACUGCCCGGUCCGGUGCUUCAACCUUCCGAGUCACACAUCGAUCUGAUGGAAUGUUCCGAUCUGCAGGAGCACGUACUGAACGUGGUGUUACGCUGUGCACGCCGUGAACCGACCGCGAAGGCACGCUGCAUCGCAAUCGCGUCGCUCGGCCAAUGGAUCCUCCAGAAUCUCACCAACCCAGCGGCGUCGGCGGCGACGGCGUCGAGCGGGGAAUCGGGAGGAUUCAAGCAAAAAGUUCCGCAUCAUUCCAGUGAACAAGCGCAGGCGGGACAUGCAUCUCCGUCUACGACCACAUCGACGACGGCGACGGUCAAUCCACGUAUUCGUGAAGCAUUCCAGGUGCUGCUGCAGGCAUUACAGUUCAAGCAUCACACCAUCGCACGGCUGGCUUCGGAAACGCUAAAGCUGUGCGCCGAGCAGGGAGCCCGCAUCGAGCAAAUCGACCGUCUGCCGCAGCUCAUUCUCGACACGGUGUGCCUCUCGCUCGACAUUCACAACGUGCACCAUCCGAAAGAGUCGGACAAGACGGUCCUCACGUCGCUACUGCUGACGCUCGGCGAGCUGUGCAUGUCGUUCUCGGUGGCGACUCUGCAGCGACCCAAGCACCAUGAUGCGGCUUCCGAGCCGCUCAUACUAACCGUGUUUCGUAUACUGCACAAAAUCGCCACCGGUCUGCAGAACGGUGAGCGCAUCAAGCUGUUUACCACCGACGAAGACUUUGACAUGACCAUCGCGGUGGACGAUGUGCGUGAGAGUGGCGCCGGUGGAGACUCGGCGACGGGCUACUCGACGAUGGAGUCGAUUACCAACUGCCAGUCGGCCAUUCGGCUCUGUGCGAAGACGGUCGCGAUGCAUCUCAUCACCAACAUUGGCCACUUUCCGAUGGGAAUAGGAGCGACACGGCUAAGUUCACUGGUGGAUGAGCAGGACGAUCUGCUUCUCUCGUCGACAGGCAGCACGAUGACGGCAAGUGGCGGCCAGUCAGCGCCUACCGGUGGUGGGGGUGGUACUCUGCUGCAGCGUGAAAAUUCCAUCGCAGGCAACCGGGUCGAUACGAUGGAACACGUACUGGCUUCGCCGAACGUGCAACUGCUGAUGCUAAGCCCCGAGCUGGUGGCCAGUUUCAUCGAGCUACCGGCACUCCGGCUACCGGGUGGCGGAGCCACGGCUGGUCUUCUCACCGCCAACAGACAGGUUCGGUUGCUGCUGCGUGAUUUGAACGGCAAAGCCUGCUGGGAUGCGUCGAUACUGUACAAAGAACCGUCGACACCACCGUUGCCAGCCUCCUCGGCGCCUGCCGAGUUCGAAAGGAAUACAUUCCACUCCAGUGUUGCACCCGUGGGCAGUUCGAGGCAUUAUGCUAACUCGACCGGAUUGACACAAUCGGGUGUACUUGGGACGGGGUCAGGACCAAGUGGAAAUGCCGGCUUGAUGAUGACCCCGAGACAUUUUGCCAGUGGUAGCGCCUCGAUAGAUCCACUCAUGUCUACUGCUAUUGGGUUGCCGAUGACGCACGGACCACGGCACACGUUAAGACACCGGCCGGUACAUCAGCUACCGGUUGCCAAAGAUCUAGCACCCGAUCUAGACCAGCUGGAUGAUUUACUGCAAUACAUCGGGUACACUAGCCCGGAGUGCUUGGAUAGUUCGGAGGUGCCACUGAACACCGCUGGCCCGAGCCCCUUAGGAGCUGCCCUGGAAGGUCAAACCAUCUCCAUCAUACUGAACCAACGGACGAUCGAAGCGGAAGCAGUUGCUCGACAAAAUGCAUUGACAAACAGCGGUGGUCAACAGCUUCCGGGCAUGGAUCAGUCUACGUCGUUCUCCUCCAGCGGAUCCAGCUCGUUCCCGCUGGGAGGCAGUAGUGGCUAUGGAAGUGGAUACUCAACCACACACUCAUACUCUGAGGAACCGGCCGGAAGCAAUAGUAUUGUUCGAGCGCCGGUGGCGCCACCCGAACGAUCUACCAACGAGGGUACGACGACUAAACCGUUCCAACUCGGACGCAUUCUGUUCAACCAGCUCGGACUCGCCGGCUGGGAGCGACGCAAGCGGACACACCUACUCCAGCGCAUCGACAAGCUGCUGCGCGAGCUACGCAAUCUCGACAAUCAGAAGUGUCGCGAAACGCACAAAAUGGCCGUGAUCUACGUCGCCAACGGGCAGGAGGACAAGGGCAGUAUCCUGCGCAACUCGUGUGGCAGCAGCACUUACGAGAUGUUCGUGUCCGCCCUCGGCUGGGAGGUCGAGCUGGAGUCGCACAACGGCUUCCUCGGUGGACUACCGCGCCAGGGCUGCGGACAGACGGCACCGUACUAUGCGACGCCCUUCCUCGAGGUGAUUUACCACGUUUCGACACGCAUGCCGUCCGACACGCCGGAGGCGAUUCUAAACAAAACGCGUCACCUGGGUAACGACGAGGUGCACAUCGUUUGGAGCGAGCACAACCGCGACUACCGUCGGGACAUCCUUCCGACUGAGUUCUGUGACGUGCUGAUCGUAAUCUACCCGCUCAAGAGCGGCCUCUUCCGGGUAACUGUGAACAAGAAGCCGGACGUGCCGUGGUUUGGUCCGCUCUCGGAUGAGACGGUCGUUGGCGGUGCCUGUCUAGCCAGUUUGGUGCGCGCUUCGGCGAUCAAUGCGAGCCGUGCGAAACGAAGCUCAUUGCCACUGUAUCAGCAGUAUUACGAGGAACGCAACCGUUCGAUCGAUACCGUCGCUUUGCGUCAUCGCGAAAACAGUACGUUCGAAGAUUUUACCGCCCGAAUCUUCAGCCCGAUCGCGUCCCAGAGUAUGGUAGGUGUUGGUGUUGGAGGAGUAGGAGGAGGUGGCGGAGGGUCGAUGGCGUCCGGCACGAACGCACCGGCGCCACUGGCAGCAGCCUUAAUAGACCAUCAUAGUCGUGGGCCAUCGAAAACAUGGAUACACCACCCAGAAAUGGUGGCCACGGCCCGUGAAGUAACGCAGCAGACACUCGCAUCCGGUGGCGGCUCACUCGAUCAACCCUCCCCGAGGCCACUUCGCAAACUGCAUCAUCCGUUCAAGGCGGCACCGAAAAGCAAAUCGAACCAGCACGUCCCGUCGCUCGGUGGACUGGUAGGAGUACCGCUGGCUGCUGGGGGUGGUGGUUCCACCAUGGCAAUGCAGCCCGGUCACACGUCCCAAGGUACACCGCCGGAAAGCCCAACCCUUCCGGGGCGUAAGAUCAAAUGAGAUUGGUGGUAGCUUCGGGCUACCACGAUCGGACUUUCUCUACACCAACCAUCACCGAAUCGUCCUCAUCAUCAAAUGGCCUCCCAGUCUGCCACCAUUACCCACACCACCACUACCAAAACAACCACCACCGUUGCCAUCAAGGCUAGCAAUAAUAAGUAUAAAAGUGACGAUAAUAAUAACAAUACUAUGGGUGGUAGCAACUUGGACGAAGAAAGGACGCCCAAUCGGUUGCUGCCCUCCAUUCCGAUACCAUUAAUUGAUCAACGGUACGAUGUGACGGUGGUGGCUACUAUAACGGCUUGUUUUUGUGGAAAAUGAGAUCUGCGCUCGGUGUUGAGCACCAUUGAACAGACUUGGGACAAGUGAGGAGAAUUACUUUAUUUUUAUUUUUCCCGACAAUUUUUUCUGACGAAUAAUGGCACGAGAGGCGUUGCACUCGGAGGUAUUCGAAUGCUUUAUUUUUCCUUCACAACGACGCUGGACAGUGUUCGUGGGAGGAGGGAGACAUUAAAUAGUAAGUUUAACCGUAACAAAACACUUAGCUUUAACAAACUCGUAGAUAGACCUAGAAGGUGUCCACAGAGAAAGGGGGUAGGUUGACUGCCCCAUCCCCACGCCGGAAUUGGGGGACGAAGAAAAGGAUCGUUUAAUAUAUACACAAACACACACACUUACACAAGCAGACAAUUAUAUAUUUAUUUAUAUUAACAUUAUUAACAAAGCAACUUGGUAGGUAGGAUUGAAACAUUUGACAUGAGCGCGAAUCAAAAUCGUGCAGGAAAGGAACAAGGGGAACGUUAGGGAAUCCGACGGUUGAUCCGACAAGGACUAACCAGAGUUUUGAUAAUGCCAUCGAAACGAUGGAGUUGAAGAACAGGAAAUGCGUCCAUUAUCGAUAGUGUAGCUACUACCGCUGAUAGGUAUUAAUUUGUUACUUUUUUAUAUUAUUACAGUUUGUAAUGUCAA